Molecule: messenger RNA, 2589 nt
Organism: Lottia gigantea (owl limpet)
Lineage: Eukaryota; Metazoa; Mollusca; Gastropoda; Lottiidae
Exons: 17
Coding region: 1-2589 (862 amino acids)
Molecular function (GO): protein binding
Source: RefSeq, a predicted model, not a curated record
AUGGCGGCUAAUGUUGGCAACUGGCAACAAAAUUUGGAUGAUUUUCUUAAUCAUUCUCUUAAUUCGGGAUGUCUUGAGUCGUUUGGGUGUUUAAAAACUGUCAGAGAACGUAUUAAAUUCAUUUUCAACCAAAAUUUGAUUCAGAAUGUGGAAUGGUUGAAAGUUUAUUUGGAUAAUUGUGACUUGAUUCAUACUAAAAGUUCAGAAAAAGCUGCCAAGUGUAAAAAUAAUGGAAAUAUUCACUUUAAGAAAAGAAAUUAUGGAAAUGCUAUUGAGUUUUAUACAGAGAGUGUUCUGUUGUCACCUGUUAACAAUGGUAAUGAUCUAGCACUAGCUUAUGGUAACAGAUCAGCUGCUUUGUAUCAUCUCUGUAAAUAUGAGGAAUGUUUGACAGAUAUAGAAAGAGCAGUAGAGUCAGGUUUUCCUGAAGAAUCACUGUAUAAAUUAUAUACAAGAAGAAUCCAGUGUCGUCUACAACUAAAUGAUUUCCAGCAUGCAGGCUAUGAACUGGAGAGUACAUUAACUUUCAUUAAUUCUCAAAAAGACAAAAUAGAGAGCAAGAAAUUUGAAUCAGUGAUGAAGGAAAUUGAAGGAUUGCAGAAGACACUUCAUAAUAAAAGUGAGUCACUCACAGAAACUAAGAAGACAGCUCAAUUGAAAGAACACGUUGUUUCCUAUGGUACCAAUGAUAUUUUGACACAGGCUUCAAACUGUAUUGAUAUGAGAUAUACUAAAGAACAAGGUCGAUAUUUAACGACCAACAGAGAAAUAGAAGUUGGAGACACUCUGAUUGUAGAGAAACCAUUUUCAUCUGUUCUACUACCUGAUCAUUAUAAAACACAUUGUCAUCACUGUUAUCAUAAACUACCACUCAAUCUAGUCGGAUGUAUACAGUGUAGUGUAGUAAGAUACUGUAGCAGUAAAUGUCAAGAAGAAUCCUGGAAGCUGUAUCAUUCUGUAGAAUGUCCAUAUUUAGAUUUAUUACAUUCCGUGGGUAUAGCUCAUCUUAGUCUACGUACAGUUUUAACUGCUGGUUUACAGUUUCUGACAGAUUUUAUCAAGGAAAGAAAAGAUGAUGAAAGUAAGAAAACAGCCAAUUCUAGAUUACCUGGUUUAAAUGAGAGAGGAAAAUAUGAGAGGAGUUAUGAUACAGUUUAUUAUUUAAUGACACAUGAUAAUGAUAUACUUACAGAAGAUAUGUAUCAAUACUCAGGGACUGCUGCAUUACUACUGAUUAUACUGGUACAUUCUGGUUGGUUUAAUACUAAUGUAACUCAAAUAGCAACACAUAUUGAUUCUACAUUACAAGCAGAUCUUCAAAGUGUCGAAAUUGAUGAUAAAGGCGGAACAAUUUAUGCAAAUGAAGGAAAAGAUGCUGACAUAGCCAAUGACAGCAAAGAUAAUAGUUUGACCAAUCAAAAGAAGCAAAACAAUUCUAUUUCAACCAAUGAAAAGUCUAUGGAAAGUAACAUUGAUGGUCUUUUGACCAAUGGCAAAACAGAGGCUUGCCAAUCCUCAAGCAAUAAAACAAGUUUUUGUGGAGUCUUAACCAAUGAAAUGUUAGAUAUAGGUGGACUUCUGUUACGCCAUAUUGAACAGUUGGUUUGUAAUGCUCAUGCUAUAACCGAAGUCCAGUGUACUGAUACUAUAAAUGAUUCAAUGAUAUUAGAUACUAGUCAGGUACGAAUAGCUACUGCCAUCUACCCUACAGCUAGUCUGAUGAACCAUUCCUGUGAUCCUACUAUAAUAUCAAGUUUUCAUGGUGACACAUUAAUAGUGAAAUCUGUCAAGAAAGUACUAGAGGGAGAAGAAAUUUAUAAUUGUUAUGGACCCCAUCAUAAAAGAAUGGUUAGAAAACGAAGACAAGAAGUUUUAGAGAACCAAUAUUUUUUUCAUUGUAAAUGUCCACCAUGUUGUGAAGAAAGAGCUGGUGAUAUCAAAUUUAAUGCUGCAAUAUGCAAUAGCUGUACAGGCAUUAUUGACACAACCAGUGAACUACCACAAUGUCUGGAUUGUGGACAAACAGAAGACACAGCUUCAAAAGAAAUCAGACAACAGAUAGAAGGCUUAUUACAUCAAGGAGUCACUUCACUAUUACAGCAUUCAAAUACACAAGCAUUCAAAUACACAAGGUUAGUCAUGUUCUUACAUCAAGGAGUCACUUCACUAUUACAGCAUUCAAAUACACAAGAAGCUUUGAAGUUUCUCUUGUUAUGUUAUAAGCUAUGUUGUAAACAUUUACAUGAAUAUAAUGUUAUUAGAGCGUCUGUUGAUGAUAGUUUAGCUAGGGGCUAUACUGUACAAGGUGACCACAUUAAAGCUGUCCACCAUUUACAAGACAGUAUCAAAGUAACAGAAGCUAUGUAUGGCUCAGAUAGUAUAGAAGUUGGCCAUGAGCUCCAGAAGUUGGCAGAUAUAUUAUUCAAUGCUCAGAGAGCAGAAGAGGCCUUGAGAGUUCUACACAGAGCUAUUUAUAUCUUUACUGCCCAUUAUGGAGAAUUUCAUGACACUGUGAAAGAACUGAUCGAAAUGAAAGAUUGCCUCAUUGAUUUCAUUGGUGCUGAAAAAAUUAAGGAUAUUGUACUUUGA